AUGCCUUCUUUCUGGCGGCGUCCCUUCCGCAGCGGCGAAGAGGCCCAACCUGCCGAGGUAGAAGAGCGCGGAUCAACAUCAGAUAGUGAUCCCUCUGAGCUCGUCGCUGGAGAUACCCACUACAUCGCUGGCAAGGGAGCUAACAACAAAGAGACGUCUUACCAAGAUGCCUCUGGUGCCCCUGUGGAAGAAUCAUCGCCCUUGGGAUACCACGUCGGACCCAUGACAAUUUUGUUCCUCAAUGUGAGCAAGAUGAUUGGCACAGGCAUCUUUUCAACUCGAUCUGCAGCUUCAACAAUUCUCGCGGGCACCGGCAGCAUAGGACUAAGUCUGAUAUGGUGGGCUCUUGGCUUCUUGACAUCGAUCACGGCGUUUGCUGUGUAUCUCGAAUUUACCGCCUACUUUCCCUCGCGAUCUGGCGCCGAGGUGGUUUAUCUCGAACAAGCGUUCCCGCGACCACGCUGGCUGUUCUCAACGGCAUUUGCGUUUCAGUCCGUCAUCCUAUCAUUUAGCAGCGCAAACUCAUAUGUAUUGGCUCAAUAUAUUUACAAAAUGACGGAUCAUAAUCCAACCGAUUGGCAACUAAAGGGGGUGGCCAUAGCUGGUUUUACCGUCGCCCUUCUAGUCGUCAUCUUACACAACAGAUUUGCAUAUCAUUUGGCCAAUGCCAUUGGAUUUGUUAAGAUGGCUACAUUGGUGUUCAUCUCGAUAACCGGAUUCGUGGUCCUCGGAGGACAUACUCGCAUUGAGAACCCAACGGCCAACUUCCAUAAUUCUUUUGAAGGGAAAGCUACCGCAUACGGAAUUACGAAUGGCUUGUACAAAAUCAUUUUCUCCUAUGCGGGAUUCGAAAAUGCUUUCAAUGUCGCCAAUGAGGUCAAGAACCCUGUGAAACAGAUCCGACGGCAAGGUUACAUUGCUAUCUGGUCUGUCAGCAUUCUUUACAUUCUCACCGUCGUCGCUUUCUAUGCUGCGGUCCCAAAGCAAGAUAUCAUCAAGAGCAAACUCACCGUUGCCAAUCAGUUCUUUAUAAAUGUGUUUGGAAAUACCAAGCAAGUCAAGGCCCUCAAUUUUUUGAUUGCAAUUAGUGCCUUUGGCAAUCUUGUGGCAGUUUUAAUCGGGACGUCGAGAAUCAUUCGGGAGUGUGGCCGGCAGGGCGUACUCCCGUGGCCCAAGUUUUGGGUCUCAACAUAUCCUCUCGGUACUGCCCUCGGACCGUAUCUGUUCAAAUACGGCAUCACGCUUAUUAUGAUCCUUGCUCCUCCUGCUGGUGAUGCCUUCAACUUCGUCAGCGACCUUCGCAUUUACCCUGGUUCCUUCUUCGACUUCUUGAUGAGCGUCGGUCUCCUCAUCGUAAGACACAAGCGAAAGGCUCUCAAUCUACCAAGACCGGAGUUCAAAGCCUGGGACAUCGUCAUUUGGUUCAGCAUCCUGAAAAACCUCUAUCUCCUCAUUAUGCCCUGGUAUCCUCCAGCAGGGGGAGCAACAGGUGGCGACGUGAGUUUCUGGUAUGCUACAUAUGUAGUCACUUCAAUUGGCAUUUUAUUGGCCUGUGUCGCUUAUUAUUGGCUUUGGAUUCACGGCAUUCCUUAUUUCCGAGGCUAUAAGAUCCGGGAGGAGGUUGUUACCCUUGAUGACGGGUCAAAGAGCCAUCAGUUGAUCAAAGUGCCAAAUGCUGAAGUGGAAGAGUGGGAUAAGACACAUGAUCACGCUGGACGGGUAAUUACAGAGGCUACGGAAGUGAGUGGUAAGACAGCCAGUAACGUCUUGGUGGUCGGAAAGGAUAGCGCUGUAUCCAGCACACAAUGA
Trichoderma aggressivum f. europaeum is the source of this 1809-nucleotide messenger RNA. RefSeq lists its product as uncharacterized. Gene Ontology annotation, biological process: amino acid transmembrane transport. Gene Ontology annotation, molecular function: L-amino acid transmembrane transporter activity. The record is from RefSeq and is a predicted model, not a curated record. Gene Ontology annotation, cellular component: membrane. Bases 1 to 1809 code for a protein of 602 amino acids. The transcript has 8 exons. Lineage: Eukaryota; Fungi; Ascomycota; Sordariomycetes; Hypocreales; Hypocreaceae.